Molecule: messenger RNA, 1092 nt
Organism: Punica granatum (pomegranate)
Lineage: Eukaryota; Viridiplantae; Streptophyta; Magnoliopsida; Myrtales; Lythraceae
Source: RefSeq, a predicted model, not a curated record
GACGGUGCACAUGAACCUGCCAUGAAUGGCCAACUACCAUUAGUGAAACAAGCUAUGCUUAUUAUUCAAAGUAGCCAGUCCCCACGGCAUCACCUAACUCCCUUGCCAAAAAAAGCUCUAAGCCGAACAGCAGACCGUGAAGCCGAAACCAUGGCGCCAGGAGAAGCGGAGGAGGGCCAAACUCAGCCGGAGAGAAGGCCUAGAAUAAUCUGCCUCCACGGCUUCAGAACAAGCGGCAAGAUCCUCCGGACGCUGGUCGAGAGGUGGCACGAGAGCAUCCUUCAGAAGCUCGACCUUGUCUUCCUCGACGGGCCCUAUCCUGCCCAGGGAAAAUCCGCGGUCGAGGGCAUCUUCGACCCCCCCUACUACGAGUGGUUCCAGGCCAAUGAGGAUUUUACGGAGUACGCGAACUUGGAGGAGUGCCUUAGGUACAUUGAAAGCUACAUGUUGGAAAACGGGCCUUUCGAUGGCUUUCUCGGGUUUUCGCAGGGAGGGCUUCUAGCAGCUGCCUUGCCUGGAAUCCAAGCACAGGGAUUGGCCCUUACGAAAGUUCCAAAGAUCAAGUUCUUGAUCAUUAUUUCUGGAGCUAAGUUCGGAGGGUCGAAAUUUGGGAUGCCACCGAUAGCUGCAAACGCCUUCUCAUCUCCCAUUCGUUGCCCUUCCCUCCAUUUUAUCGAGGAUCAGACGAGUUUUAUGAGCUCGGAGGGAAUCGCACUGCUGGAUUCAUUCGUGGAACCUGUCGUGAUUCAUCAUGCACAAAAACACACGGUCCCAAGACUCGAUGAUCGAAGCGAGGAGACGAUGCUUCGCUUCAUUGAGAAGAUUACUAACAUCUAGGAGUAAAUCAAUAGAGAGAAGACUAGUCUCUCUAGAAUUUGCAAUUCAUAUCGGGGUUUCCGUAUAAUGUCACGGACUAAUGUCGUCUUUUUAUAUUUCUGCAUGUGAUGCAGCAGAGAAGUUGCCAUAAGAUUUUCACCGCAUGUGUGGCCUGAAAUAGCAAUCAAGCAUAAUAAAACCCGUCGAAAAACUCAAGAUCUCUUGUGAAUUUUGUCGAACUAUUGGUCUCUAUGCUUUAGUGUCAAGUUCACCUAA